Tupaia belangeri chinensis (Chinese tree shrew) is the source of this 957-nucleotide messenger RNA. RefSeq names its product bone marrow stromal cell antigen 2 (gene BST2). The transcript is spliced from 5 exons. The coding region runs from base 85 to 603 and encodes 172 amino acids. Lineage: Eukaryota; Metazoa; Chordata; Mammalia; Scandentia; Tupaiidae. Gene Ontology annotation, molecular function: metalloendopeptidase inhibitor activity. Gene Ontology annotation, biological process: defense response to virus; innate immune response. The record is from RefSeq and is a predicted model, not a curated record. Gene Ontology annotation, cellular component: Golgi apparatus; cell surface.
UAUGCUAAUGAGGGGCGGACCGUCGAAGUUUCCAGCGCUCGUUCCUAACUUCUGUCCAAACUCUCCAUCUCAGAAGGGCUCUGCAUGGCACCCACGUUUUAUCACUAUUUGCCGGUGCCCAUGGGUGACCUGAAGGACCAAGAGUCAGCGUUGGGGGGCCGAAGGCUGCUGAUAGUGGUCAUCUUGGGGUUACUCCUGGUGGUGGGACUGGUGGUGGCCUUGGCUGUGUUCGCCGCCAGGGCCAACAGUGAGGCCUGCCUGGAUGGCCUCAGGGCAGAAGUGGAGUGUCACAAUGUCACCCACCUCCUGCAAAGGCAGCUGACCCAAGCCCAGGAUGGGGUGCUGAAGGCUGAGACCCAGGCUGCCACCUGCAACCAGACCCUGGUGUCCCUGAUGGCGGCAGAGAAGGAGGAGAAAGAUCGGAACCAAAAGCGAGAACAGCAGCUUCAGGGAGAGAUUGCAACUUUGAAUGACAAGCUGCAGCAGACGUUGGCAGACCUGGACCGACUGAGGAGAGAACUAAGCAGGAGUAGAAACUCAGCCCCCAGCUCGGUGGGGAGCCUGCUAAUUCUCUUCCUGGGCCUCUAUGCUCUGCUCCUCUGAGAUCCCAGCACGCCAGCCACGGGGCGCAACCCGCAUUGAUUCGGCUUCGGUCCGGUGUUGACGUCCCCUUGAGGAGGACAUGGGGCACACGGUUGGAGGAGGGGGAGGGCACAGGAUCCCGGGGGUGGAGGGAAGCAAACGUAUGAUGCAGCACCAAAGCUGGGAACAAGGGACAGCCCUGGCUUGGAGAAGCAGCUGAGUUGAUCCAGGACUGCCUCCCGCCCCUGCCUGUGUCCUACCUUGGGCUUGGCCGUGGCGUGGGGAAGAGGCACGUGCUUCUUGCCAUUACGGUUUUUAGAGGGUCACUUUCUUGCUCCCCUGAAAAUAAACACCUCCUCGGGAGAAAAAACUCGA